UGUUUUGUCUCUUCUUCAGGCCGCACAUGGUGCUAUUCCUUCCCUGCUUGCUGGGGAGAUGCAUCUCUCUUGAUUAAUGGUGUUAUCAGAAUGAGUCAUCUUGGCUUUUAAUAAGAAGCUUCAGAAGUUUUCCUCGCUCUCCCUAGGAGUCUGAUGAACUGUGAUGGAAUGUGCACCCAUGUGCUCCGUGUUAUGGUGCUCUUCAGAUUGAACGGUACAGAUGUUCUGGGCGUGAACUCUGAGCCUUUGCCAACGUGAGUGGCAACACCGCCUGCAGUUGGGACCUCUCGACUUACAUGCGAAUUCUUCUCACCCAGCCCUUCCCCUGUCAAUGUGGGGGAAGAGAUAUUUUUAGUCACUGGUGCAUGUGGCUGUUGGCUUGACACCAUCUGAAUUUCCUCUCCUGCAAGAUGAGCAAUACCACGCACACCGACCUGUCCUCUUCCACCGAGGGUGGGGUAGGCGUGACCAGCAUGGCUGGCAGCACGCUGCAGACCAGGAUCUUCCCUCUGACCGACUCCAGCCAUCUCUCCCCUGAAGACGACUCCCCGCUGAGGGCCCUCCAGAACUACUCCCGAGAUGGCCAGCAAAUUUUCCUGACCACUUCGGCAGCGCAGGUGAUCUCCGGAAUCUUUGUGUGGUCAGCACUGAUUCUCACCAUCCACCAGAUCUACAUGCACCUGAGGAACUACACCAUUCCUAACGAGCAGCGCUACAUCAUCCGCAUCCUCUUCAUUGUGCCUAUCUACGCCUUUGACUCCUGGCUCAGCCUCCUCCUCAUUGGAAGUCACCAGUAUUAUGUGUACUUCAACUCUGUGCGUGACUGCUAUGAAGCAUUUGUAAUCUACAGUUUCCUGAGUCUCUGCUUUGAGUACCUUGGAGGGGAGAGCACCAUCAUGUCUGAGAUCCGGGGGAAGCCCAUCGCGUCCAGUUGCCUUUAUGGGACCUGCUGCCUGCAAGGAAUGUCCUAUUCCAUUGGGUUCCUCAGAUUCUGCAAGCAGGCGACACUGCAGUUCUGCAUUGUGAAGCCCCUCAUGGCGAUCGUCACCAUUGUCCUGCAGGCAUUCGGGAAAUACCAUGAUGGCGACUUCAACAUUCACAGCGGAUACCUCUACAUCACCAUCAUCUACAACUUCUCUGUCAGCAUGGCCCUCUACGCGCUCUUCCUCUUCUACUUUGCCACCCUGGAGCUCCUGCGCCCCUUUGAGCCAGUCCUCAAGUUCCUCACCAUCAAGGCCGUCAUCUUCCUCUCCUUCUGGCAAGGGAUGCUGUUGGCCAUCCUGGAGAAGUGUGGGGUGAUCCCUGAGGUCCAGAUCAUUGAUGGGAAGGAGGUGGGAGCUGGGACAGUAGCUGCCGGCUACCAGAACUUCAUAAUCUGCAUUGAAAUGCUAUUUGCUGCCAUUGCUCUGCGCUAUGCCUUUACCUGCCAGGUAUACAGAGAGAAGAAGGAAAACUCAACAGCAAACGUGGCCCCAAUGCAGAGCAUCUCUAGUGGGCUGAAGGAGACAAUGAGCCCUCAGGACAUUGUCCAGGAUGCCAUCCACAAUUUCUCCCCCACAUACCAGCAGUACACCCAGCAGUCCAUGCAGGAGGCGGGGACAAAAGCUCCUGGGCAGAUUGGGCACCCGGCACCCAAAGCUGACGGGCAAACUAGCAAAAGAAGCAAAAACAUUGAGAAAAGAGUGCUGAUGCUCUCAGACGAUGAACUGUAGGUGAGAGCUGAGAGGACAGCGGCACGGGAGAUGGUUUAAAAACUCAUUGUCUCUGCAAUCUGACUGGAGCCAAGAGAGAGCAACAGACCUGGACCAGAGAAGCUAAGACCAGCUGUUGCUUUGGAAGGAAAGAAGCAAGAACCAGAGAGGGGUGGGAUGCUGAACUGUGCUUGACUUCUGCUGUCCUGUCCCUGCUGAUGUUGGAGAUUGGUUCUUCUCUAUUCCCAUUAGGCCCCUAUACUUUUGUCAUUCAGUGGUUCUUGUCCACCAACCUGCCCCACUGCCAGUGUUCUGAUGCACGACUAGCAUCUGUAUCCGUACUGUGGGAAUGAUGUGACAGGAAGCAACCAGGACUCCUGAGAGUUCCUACCAGUGCUGCAAGAUGGAGGCUGGAGUCCAGCUCAUCCUCUCGCCUAUGAACAAGGGCAAGGAGGGGAAGAGAACGGCUCUGCUCUAGUGACUCUUGGCCUAAGUAAAAAGAUGAACGGUUCUCAAGCUUCCGGGGAGAAGAGCAGACUGGGAAGUCAGCUGGACAUCGCCUCCUGCUCUGACAUUUUGAAAGUUACCAAAGGGUUUUUUUGGUUAAAACUUAGGGAGAGAAAAAUCUCAAUAAUCUUGCAGGAAAGGGAGGGAGGGAGAAUUAAUGAGCUAUUUUCUGGUACCUACCUGCCUAAAAUUUAAUAAUCCCCAAGGAAGGGGCUAAAAUGAAAUUAAACUGCUGCUACCUGUACUGCUUCUGGGAGGGGGAACCUCUUUAUUUGUGUCGUAAAAGGACUAUGAUCCACCUUGGAGUGGAUCAAAAAUUGAAAUGGAUUCCAAUUGGCUUAUUAAAUUGCUUUUCAGGGAAUUGAACUGUCACGACUGUGACUGGCAGGGUUAGGAAUUCACUUACUGGAAACUAUAUUCUUCUUGAAAACAUUUGCUAUUAAGCAACCCUCCUUAAAUGUAAGAAACAGCUUUAUGUUAAUGCCUAGCACUUGGCUUCAUUUAGACGGGAGAGAACCAGGACUAUUUAAAAAAAAAAAAAUUAAAUACCACAAACCCAAGUUCAUAAGUGGGAAGUGUGUGUGCAAACCCCUGCCCUGCUGGGGUUACGCUGAUCACAUACUGAUCUAUUGCUAGGGUCACGUGCACCUUUUUAAAAGAGGCCAUGUCCUCUAUGUGAACAGAGGUGGGAACCUAAAAUGACAGAGGGGCUCUGUUCUAAGAUAGCUGGUGAGUGAAAUAUAAAUAGGCCUGUGCCCUUUUGCUGUUGACCUGAACAAUGCCAUUUCUGGGAGACAAAUGUCCUAAUAUGGCUUCAGCUGGAUUAAUUCCCCUGUGUUGAACACCAGUGGAUAGUGCACCUCAUUCUGUGAACCUUCCUAUAACAUCCCACCAGACCUGUAUUUUAGAUCUUUGAAGAGAACCUUACUAAUUUCUGUCCAUACCCGCUCUCUCCUACCGGAAUGCCUGCUGGAAACUCAUUCGGGUGUUGGCAUCGCUUUGUCUUAGUUCAUGGGGGGCAGUUUGUGUGUCUUAAAAGGACCUAUAGUGCCUCAAAGUUGCUGCCAUGUAAUAAAUGUACAGUUAACGCUUAUGGUUCUGUUUAGAAGUGGACCCUUUUUUUAAAAAAUCCAGCUGUUUUCCCAGCUCUGAGAUCCCUUGAGCCUGAGAAGUGGAAAUUGUAACUUAACAAUCCCACAUUUUACUAUUUAUAAGGUUGUUGUUUUUCCUAAUAAAUGGGUGUUU
Chrysemys picta bellii (western painted turtle) is the source of this 3443-nucleotide messenger RNA. NCBI's taxonomy places the organism in Eukaryota, Metazoa, Chordata, Testudines, Emydidae. The record is from RefSeq and is a predicted model, not a curated record.